Molecule: messenger RNA, 846 nt
Organism: Microbotryum saponariae
Lineage: Eukaryota; Fungi; Basidiomycota; Microbotryomycetes; Microbotryales; Microbotryaceae
Source: the annotation of a GenBank genome assembly
AUGGUUUUCUCGACAUCUCUCUCGAAAUCUCAGCACUUUGACCACGAUGCGUCGUGGGCAUCUUUCCUCGAGCCGUCCGCGUUUGCCGAAGAGUUUGACACGGACCCCUUCGCGAGCGCAUCCUCACCCGGCGCCUCGAGUUCGUCCUCGCUGGCGUCGGCCUACGAUUACUCUCCCAUGCUCCCAAGCCUUCUGUUAUCAUCGGCGUCCUCGAUCGAUUCACCCGCUUCUUCCGAUGCGUCCGAGCCCACCACACCUCCUGCGUUGGCGAGCAAUCUCGCACUCGAGGUCUGUCUUGUGACCUACGAUCCCUCGAGCUUCGGCGGUCGUUCGGCAACUUGGUCAUCUUCACCGGCCCAAGCUCUCGCUCUCGAAGCAGCCGAAAUGCUCGAUGCAACUUUAACCAAGAACCAAAAGCCGCGAAUGGUCACCCCCGUAGUGGUUCCGUCGCCACUCACGUCCCGUCGCGUCGAGUCGGGACCGCUUUUCAGCUACAGCUCUCUCGAACACGAAGCGCGCCAACUCGCAAGUCGCCUCUUCACUUCAUCGACCUAUUCAGGUGGCAAGGUCCCCGUCGCCUCUUCGUCACGAUUACACCUCUCUCGUGCGCACUACCUCGAGAAGAAGCGCAAAUGUGUCAGCUUUUCGCCUUGCUCCGGAACGGCCGUCGCCGCCGAGAUCGCUGCGGCGCCGAUGCCCCGUCUAAAGUCGAGGAAAGGUGGCCGACCGAGUUCAGAGAUGUCGCAAUGGUUACAAGCUCUACAUGACGCCGAGGUGCGAGCAAGUUCAGCCAUCAGCAAGCGCAAAUCACCGACACCGACUUCGUUGAAGCUGCCGUCAUUCUGA